UAGAACCUGCUAAGAAGGACCCUUAUUCUGAACUCACACCAAUCUCUGAAUACACAGAAUCCAUACACACCUUUGCUUACUAUCAUCUUGCAACUGUUUCUUACAAAGAUGGUGAGAACCCCAUCUUCUAACAAAAGUGGACUGAGGAAGGGUCUUUGGUCUCCCGAGGAAGAUACCAAAUUAGUUGCCUAUAUUACUAGAUAUGGUCACAGGAAUUGGAGCCAACUUCCCAGGUUUGCAGGUCUGGCAAGAUGUGGGAAAAGUUGUAGAUUGAGAUGGAUGAAUUAUCUCAGGCCUAACGUCAAAAGAGGCAACUUCACUCCACAAGAAGAAGAUUGCAUCAUAAGAAUGCACAAAAAACUUGGUAACAAAUGGUCUGCUAUUGCGGCUGAGUUACCAAAUCAUUAAAGAAUAAGGAAUCCAUGGACUUGGUUCCCAACUGUAAUGGUGCUGCUGUUCCUUUUCCUGCUACUUCCCAGAUUACAAAUAGUUCAUCAGCCUUAUUCUCAUUCUCGUCACUGUCAUCCUCCAGUAAGGAGUUUUCCUCAGGGCCAUGUUUUCCUUAAUUAAGGUGAAUAACCAUUUGUUUUAGUCAUAAACUGUUUAGUGGACAAACAAUGUCAUUAUUUUUUAUCAUGAACUCAUAAAGUUUACAACUUGUUUAACUUUUUUAAUUGAGGUUGUUUAUGUUGAAAAUUUCACGUUCAUUCUAAAUAAGACUUUGUAGAGUUG
Vigna radiata var. radiata (mung bean) is the source of this 732-nucleotide messenger RNA. RefSeq names its product transcription factor MYB14-like. Gene Ontology annotation, biological process: regulation of stomatal movement. The transcript has 3 exons. Bases 109 to 408 code for a protein of 99 amino acids. The record is from RefSeq and is a predicted model, not a curated record. Lineage: Eukaryota; Viridiplantae; Streptophyta; Magnoliopsida; Fabales; Fabaceae.